Molecule: messenger RNA, 543 nt
Organism: Artibeus jamaicensis (Jamaican fruit-eating bat)
Lineage: Eukaryota; Metazoa; Chordata; Mammalia; Chiroptera; Phyllostomidae
Product: prothymosin alpha-like
Exons: 2
Coding region: 1-543 (180 amino acids)
Biological process (GO): positive regulation of transcription by RNA polymerase II; negative regulation of apoptotic process
Cellular component (GO): nucleus
Molecular function (GO): histone binding
Source: RefSeq, a predicted model, not a curated record
AUGUACUUGGAACAACAGCCAGCUCUGCCACUGCUGCUGACUCCUGAAGCUUCUUCACCAGAGUCCUUGAACUCUCUGGCCUUCUUUUUAAUCUGCUGCACUGAAUCACUGGUGUGCCCCACCACAUCAGAUGCGGCCAUGGACAUCAGCUCUGAGAUCACCACCAAAGACUUAACAGAGAAGGAAGGUUUGGAGGAAGCAGAGAAUGGACGAGAUGCACUUGCUAAUAGGAAUGCCAAUGAGGAAAAUGGGGAGCAAGAGGACGACAAUAUGGUAGAUGAAGAAGAGAAAGGAAGAGGGGAGGAAGAAGAGGGAGAGGAGGAAGAAGGCGUUGGUGAGGAAGAGGAUGAAGAUGAGGUGGCUAAAGCAGCUAAAGGCAAAAGAGCAGCUAAAGACGAUGAAAAUGAUGACGCUGACACCAAGAAGCGGAAGACUGAUGAGGAUGAACAUAUAAAUCCCAAGGCGGUGGCCCUGGAGCAGAGUCCUGUCUGCCCUCCUGCUGGCAACACAGGCUCUCCACCACCCGACCCAACCGCAGCGUGA